AUGAGGAGGAACCAUAUUGCUUCAGUAAUGAGAAGUAAUGGGAAGCCUACUUCCUCUUUACAACAAAUUGCUGAUGAGUUCCUGGAAUUUUACAAGGGUCUGUUGGCAACUGAAGAGGUCUGUACAGAUGUGGAUCCUCUUGUUGUUGCUAAAGGUCAGAUUUUGAGUGACAAUCAUCUUGUUCAGAUGGUUAGAGAUAUUGAGGAUGAGGACAUUAAAGAAGCUCUCUUCAGUAUUGUUGAAGAUAAGUCUCCUGGCCCCGAUGGUUUCACUUCUUGUUUCUUCAAAAAGGCUUGGGGAGCCAUUGGCAAGGACUUUACUCAUGCAGUGAAAGAAUUUUUUGUGAAAGGAAGAAUGUUGAAGCAGAUUAAUCAUGCUAUUAAUACCUUGAUUGCUAUAUCUAAUCAUGCAUCAACAGUGCAAGAUUUCAGACCUAUUUCCUGUUGUAAUGUUAUUUACAAAGUCAUCUCUAAAAUCAUGGUGAGCAGGAUUAGACCUUGCUUAGAUUAUCUGGUGAACCCAGCUCAAUCUGCUUUCAUCGGCCAGAGAAGCAUGAUUGAUAAUGUAUAUUUGGUCCAGGAGCUUGUGAGGAAGUAUGGUAGGAAGUGGAUCUCUCCAAGAUGCAAGCUCAAGGUGGACUUGAGAAAGGCUUAUGACACUAUCUCCUGGAAGUUCUUGGAAGGUAUGCUUGAAAAGCUUAAUUUUCCUAGCAUCAUGAUUAAUUGGAUUAUGCAAUGUGUCACUACCACCUCUUUCUCUAUUUCCUUUAAUGGAGGGUAUCAUGGCUUCUUUAAAGGAAGAAGGGGUAUUAGACAAGGUGACCCCCUGUCUCCAUUGCUUUUUGUGUUGUGCUUAGAGUACCUUUCGAGAUUGUUAAUGUCUUUGGAGGAGAAAGAUGAGUUUAAAUUUCACCCCAAGUGUGGAAGGUUGAAGAUCACUCACCUAGAUUUUUCUGAUGACUUAAAUUUUUUUUCUAGAGGUGACUUGACUUCAGUGAAGAGUAUUCUGGAGUGCCUGGAUAAAUUUUCUGCUUGUUUUGGUCUCAAGGCUAACUGUUCAAAGUCUAAUGUGUACACUGCUGGUAUGAGGGGUGCUGAUUUGGAAGAUAUCAGGGAAGCUAUUGGUUUUGCUGUUGGGGAAUUUCCUUUUAGAUACUUGGGCAUUCCUUUUGCCUCUACUAGACUCAACUCUGCUCAAUAUGGGUCUCUUGUGAAUAAGAUUGCCAGUCUGUUUGGCUCUUGGCCUGGGAAUUUAAUUUCUUAUACGGGUAAAUUAGAGCUUAUUAGCUCUGUUAUUCAGGGUGUUGAAUGCUUCUGGUUGGCUAUUUUCCCUCUCCCAAAAGCUGUGCUAGGCCAUAUUGUGAAGCUAUGUAGAUCCUUUCUUUAG
Molecule: messenger RNA, 1386 nt
Organism: Malania oleifera
Lineage: Eukaryota; Viridiplantae; Streptophyta; Magnoliopsida; Santalales; Ximeniaceae
Exons: 1
Coding region: 1-1386 (461 amino acids)
Source: RefSeq, a predicted model, not a curated record